AUGAAUCUGUCUUAAUAGCAGAGCCACAAAGUAAGCAAGGCUCAGCCAUUCGCAGAUAACUCAUCUAAGAAUUUAUAUUAUCAGAAUUAAAACCCAUCUAAAUCUUAUGCGAAUUUAAGGUUAAAUCACACUAACACAUAAUAAACAUCACACACAGUAGGAAAUAACUCUUUUAUAGUAUCAUCAAAAAAGCAGGAAGUCAGAGAAAGGAAAAUUUCAGAAAGCAUUAAUGGUAACGAAAUCAAAAAUCUAUAGGCUAUGUAUAGUAGUGUAAGCAAUCAAGAAUAGAUGAGUAAGAGUUAGACAAUACACAACCGCACACAUUUUUGGGAUUAUUUGCUAUUAAAUCCCUCUGAUGAAACACAGAGAGGCGCAGUUCAUGAUUAAAUGAUAUUAAAUUCUACUCUAGACCUACCAAAUUAGUUGGUUAUUAGAUAGGACACUAAGAGAACAAGAUGUGGAACUUUUGAUUCAGAAAUGCAUAUAAAACUAGAACACUUUUUAACAUUUUAUUGUAAAUAGUAAGAUAUAAAAUAUAAACAGGGUUUAAAUGAGCUUGCUGCUCCUUUUCUCUAUCUUACAACUUCUAGCUAUAACGUCACUCUUUCACAAUCAUAUAAUUAUUUUAUUAAUUUUCUAGAUAAAUUUGUUCCUAACUUCUUUUAAGAUUCUGAAUUUAAUAGUCUUUAAUGCUUUUUCUUUGCUUUCACACUGUUGAUGAAAUACCAUGAUCCUAAUUUAAAUAAUUUCUUACAAAAAAAUGAUAUCUCUCCUGAAAUUUAUGCUUAUCCAUGGUUCAUUACUCUCUUUUCAAGCAAAGUAGAACUAGAUAUCGCAUUUAAUCUUUGGGAUUUAUUUUUAAUCGAAAAUGACUAACUUCUCAUUCUAUAUAUCUCUCUUGCUCUUAUGAUACGUUCUAAAAAACUGAUAAUGUCAGUCGAUCCAUCCGUUAUUCCAUAGACUCUUUCAUCCCUCAAAAUAGAAAACCUUUCAGACCUUAAAGAAAUUUAUGCAAUUGCACUCGAGAUACGUAAGCAGACACCAAUUUCUUUUAGCAGUAGAAUUAAUUAGCUGAAUGUAUUGUAAAAAAAUUAUCAUAAGCAUUAGUCUACUAUGCUAGAAAUGAAAUAAGCAGCAGGUUAAAUUCAAAAGUAUGUUGCUAUGCCUAUAAGUCCUAUAGAGUUACUUCAUCAUCUCUAUCCAAGCGUUAUACAGUGUCCUAACCCUGACUGUGAAAAAAAUAGUUUCUUAGAUAAAAUUGUUAACGGAAAUCUAACAGAUUAAAACCCUUAUUAAAGUAGUUUUUAAAAUUAAUAGCACCAAAGCAUGUUUAAAACUUUUCAUGGGGAUUGGCAUCAAGAUGGAAAAAAUAUUACAGAGGAUAACGGAAGAAUAUUUUAAAAUAAUAAGUAAAAAGAGUGCAAAUAUUGCAGUAUAAAAUCUCUUAUUCCUAUUGAAUUAAAUAGUUAUGUGAAUAAAAAUAAUUUUUUGAAAGAAAUAAUUGAAAUCAGCAGGCAAAACUCAAUUAAAGUGUACAAAGAUAAAUAAUUAGAUUUUAAAACUUUUGACCUUAGAGUUUAGUCUAAAAACCAAGGAUAUUUAAACAAAACUACUUUAGUUUCUAUGAAUAAAUUUGAUUAAGAAACACUAGAUUCAUUGAUAAGUGAUUACAUCGAAUAUAAGAAUAUCUCUCAUUUUAGUUUUAUAGUUUCAGAAUACUCAACUUUCGAAUCAGAUUUUCAUGUCAAUUAAUCCUUGCUUUACGUAGAUCCAAAGUAGCAAGAAGUUUAUACUAUUCAAAAGUUUUCUAGCGAUUUUAUAGAAUAUGGAUUUCCAUACAUAAGCAUAGUAGAAGGUGGCUUUAAAACAUGCCAUGAUAUAAUACUUUAUUAAGGAUUAAAAUUGAAUGAUCACAAUGCUGAGCAAUGUAAAUAUUGCAUACGCUCUAAUUAGCUAGCACAGCCUAGAAAAUAACCAAACUCAAUUCUUGAUUUUUUCACAAAUGUUUUCAGCUCCAAAGAUGCUUCCUAAGCAAAUUUGCCUGUUUAAGCAGGAGGAAUAAAUAAUCCCCAUUCGAUGAAUUCAAGCAAUGUUUAGAGUAACGUAAAUAAUUUAUUUAUAAAUUAGAAAAGAAACAAUUCAAUAGAGAAAUAUACAAUACCAACAGCAAGCUUUGCUAUUAGUUACUCAAAUAACAAUCAAGUAACAAGCAAUAAUGCAAUAUCUGCUAAAUCAUCUAUAAUGAGUGCUAAUUCUAAGAGAGAAUCUACCUAACCUACCUCUGACUACAAAGUUGCAAGCUCAAAUUAAAACAAUCCAAAUUUAAGUAAUUAACUUAGUGCAAGUAGUAGCUUUACCCAACCAAUAAUUAAAGUGGGUAGCCAAGUAAAUAAUAAAGAUAGCUUUCAAAAUAGAACAAGCAGCUUACACAAUAAUAGCUAAUAAAUAGAGAAGAGUAAAAUAUAAGCUCCAAGAUCAAGUCAUAAAAUUAAAACUAAGCAAGAUGAAGAUGAUUAAAGUGAAUUCGAAGAAUUCUAAAAGGAAUAGUUUUCAUCUGCUUCAAGAAACAAAUUAGACAAAUCUUCUAGAAUCAAUUAAGUACAAGCUUCUCUUAGUCCACCAAUCAAACCUAAACUCAUGAGUAAAGUAGAAUAAUACUAGUAUUAGCUAAGAACUCCAACAACUAAGUUUUUAAACAACUUUUAGUCUUAGGACAGUUCAAAUAAAUAAAGUGGGAGUGAAAAUAAAUUUAAGAUGUCAAGAGACCAAAAGAUUAAAACGAAUGAUAUAAAUGAAAGAAGCUUAACAAUUCCUAAUGAAGACUCCUUUUGUGAUGAAAAUAUAGAUGAGAUUAACUUAAAUUAAAUUUACAAUGCCCAAACUGUACCUGUUAAUUCUAACAAAAAUAUCUUAUCUGAAUAGCCACAAGCUGCUCCCCUUAAAACAAAUAACAUGAAUAAUAACCAAAAUAUUCUUGGAAACAAUAAUAAUAAUCCUAACCCCUAAGUAUUGAUGGAAAGUUCUAGGGUACUUUAAAAGAAUAUUUUUAGCAGUAACACUAUAGAAAAAGGUAGAGAAGCAUCUAACUCGAAGGAUAACUUUAGCAAACAAUAAUCUAACUCUCAAUAGUAUUCAUCUUAAUAUUAGCAAAGCUAAUCAAAUUAAUCUCAUCAGAAUUCAUCUUUAUCCCAUUUUUAAAACUCUAUGGCUGAAUCUUCAAUCUAAGAUAAAAAAGAGAGAAAGUUGUAUUCAUAAAACUCCCAUAUUAGUUAGUCUUUUUCUAACUAAAUGAUAGGUAACAAUAUUGUAAAUAACCAAAAUAAGUCACAACUGUAAAACGAGCCCAUAAUAAAUGUUACAGGUAUCAGUUUGAACAGUAACGCUCAUAGUAAUAAUAUUGGAUCUCCAUAGUCAAUUAUUUCUUUGAAGGAGGAAUUUCUAAAAAGCUAAACUGUAAACAGUUCAGAUUUAUUGAAAAAAUCUUAGCAACCUCUUAACUCAAAUGCUCUAAAAAAAAUACAAAAUAUGGGCCAAGUCUUCCAAAAAUAAACAAAAUAAAAUUAUUUCGACAUGGCCAAAAAGCAAAUCAGCCAAAAGAAUUUCUAGCUAAGAGGACUCUUUCAAACUUACAAAGUUUCAAAAGAAGCUUGGAAUGAUUUUAUAUAAAUUUUGUAAAACAAACCAUUUAGCUUUUAUGAAUGCUAAAAUCUGAAAGACAAAAAUAGUGAAGAAGUUCGACUCUUUUAAAAUACUCCCAAUAGCUAUAAGUCCAGUCCGAGAAUUCUCAUCUUAUCAUAAGAAUUUGUAUUGAGCAUAAGUUCAAAUUAAUAAAUAAUCCAUUAACUUUAACAAAUCAAAAAUGGUGUAAAAGUGAAUAAUAUUAUCGAAAAAGAAGUAGCUUCAUCGAAAGAAGAUAAAAAUAAUUUCGUUUAAAUUAAAUCAUUCUUUUUUAUGAGAAAUCUGCUCAGAAUAACUUCAAAGAAGUUCAAUAACAAUAUUAUUUCUUUUUACUUUAAAAUCCCUUAAAUAUUUAAGAAUCAAAAGUUUGAGAAUACCUAAUAUUUCUAAUUCAUAGAAAAAUUUGAUUUGUCCCAUUUGAAGGAAAUCAUCAUCACCAAAAAAUAUAAUGAAAUUCUCCAUGAAAUCUACUAGAUCAUAGAUGAAUCUGAAAAGUUUGAAAUUAAGAGCUUGUGUAACAUGGAAAAUGAGCUACAAGCAUUAGACUGCAUCAAGAAAGCUAAAGAAUAUUACACCAUUCAAACAAGCACAAAUAUGUAUAACAACUACAUGCAUUGA
This is a messenger RNA of Tetrahymena thermophila SB210, 4296 nucleotides long. Its product is annotated as rab-GTPase-TBC domain protein. Gene Ontology annotation, biological process: retrograde transport, endosome to Golgi. The record is from RefSeq and is a predicted model, not a curated record. Gene Ontology annotation, cellular component: trans-Golgi network. NCBI's taxonomy places the organism in Eukaryota, Ciliophora, Oligohymenophorea, Hymenostomatida, Tetrahymenidae. The transcript has 13 exons.